AUGAACAAAAUCGUUAGGCUGCGCUUUACAUCAAACGACGAAAUAGUCUUAUUACGGGAGGUACUGGCACAAAAUCCGUUUGAGGACCCAAAGAAAUGGACCACCAUUAAAGACAAUAUUGUAAAUGUUACAAAUAAAGCAUUUUCACUGGGAACAUUAAAAAACCAUUUUGAUGGUUUGCUGUUAAACUGGCUGAGAAAAGACAAGGCUAAUAGAAAUAAAUCUGGAAUUGAAGAAACCUACACGGAUGCUGAUGUACUCUUGCAGGAGGUGUAUGAACUUUCCCAAGUGUAUAAUAGACAAAAAAUAUUAACGAGUAGCAUUGACGAUGAGAAAGCAAUCCAGGAGUAUUCUGUGACUGCUCAAAUAGAAAAUAAAGAAAAUAAUGAGGUCAUUGAAAGAGACCAUGCUUAUUGUAAUACCAAAAAAAAAACAAGAAGGACUGAUAAACCUGUUAAAGGAAAUGCCUUAGAUUUUUUAAAUAAAAAAAGAACUGCAGACAAUGAGAUUAAACUUAGAGAAUUAGAAUUGGAAGAAAGGAAAUUUAAACUCGAAGAGUAUAGUUUAAAAUUAGAGGAAAGGAAAAUUAAAAUACAAGAAGAUCAAUUGCAGUUUGAUUUUGUAGAAAAGAGAAGGAAGUUGGAAAUGGAAGUCGAAAAACAUCAAGUAUACGUAGAUGAACGCAAGCAAAUGCAUGAAGUUACCACUAGCCAUUGGCAGUUAUUUUUAGAACUAGCAGAACAGUUUCCUGCUUUAAUAACCAGUAAAUUUAAUGGGCCACAAGGUAAAGCCCAAGGAAAUGAGUUAUGGAAAACUAUUGCUGCUAGACUAAAUGGGCUAGGAUAUGGGGAAAAAACUAUUUUGGAAUGGAGGAGGGCCUUAAAAGAUUGGAAAUCCAAAGUCAAAGUUAAAGCAUCUAAAUUAAGAUGUUCAUCAACAUUAACAGGAGGAGGUAGUUGUGACACUCCACCGAUGACAGGCUUACAGAAAAAACUUCUUGGUCUUAUGGGAAGAAAAUGUUUGGAAGGAGAUGAAAACAACUCCAUAGAUAAAUAUAAAGGCAAGAGCCUAAGUGAGAUUGAAGUAGAAGAUGAUAUAUUACAAAAUGAAAAUGCCAGUGAUAGUGACUCAGAAAACGAAGAAAAUCUAAAUUCAGAAGUAAACAUGGAAGAAUAUGUUCAAAGAAAUGAGACAAAACAAAAUAUAGGAAGCGCUAAGGGAAAAAAAGAAAAUAAUAAAAAAAAAUGGAGUGACGAAGAGAAAAUGGCCACAGAAAGCUUUUUCAAAAAUCAUAUAAAAAAGAAAAUAGCUCCAAAAAAGGGUGAAGUUCUUAAAUUAGUACGGAUGCAUUCAACUCUUUUUGACGGACGAAAAUGGGAAUCCAUUAAAGUGUUUGUAUGCAAUAGAUAUGCCAAAAAACAGUAA
Molecule: messenger RNA, 1425 nt
Organism: Psylliodes chrysocephalus
Lineage: Eukaryota; Metazoa; Arthropoda; Insecta; Coleoptera; Chrysomelidae
Source: the annotation of a GenBank genome assembly